This is a messenger RNA of Erythranthe guttata (spotted monkey flower), 1285 nucleotides long. Its product is annotated as RING-H2 finger protein ATL38. NCBI's taxonomy places the organism in Eukaryota, Viridiplantae, Streptophyta, Magnoliopsida, Lamiales, Phrymaceae. The record is from RefSeq and is a predicted model, not a curated record.
ACACACACAGUGAGAGUAUUUCUGUAAUAUAUAAGUAUAUGCUUGUAUUUCCCAAGAUGGGGGUCCUUGACUUUGGCUCAGCCAAAUCCCACCAUGGCUUCUCUCCCACCACCACCAUUACUCUUUUCUUUAAAACCACUGACACCCAAUUUAGAGAGAGAGAGAGAGAGAGAGAAAGCUAGAGAGAGAAAGGGAAAGUGAGAGAUAGACCUCACUACGUCUGGAAUCUUUCUCAUUUACUCGUUUCAUCGCCUUGAUUUGCAUAGAUUCGUUAGAUAAUUAAGUGUUUGAAAAAAAAAUUCUCAAUUAGAUUUGCAGAUGUGGGGGACACUCACAAGUAGGGACAACACACACACACCACUACAGAAGCAAAAGGAAAACGAACAAAUCAUAACCGAAUUGGGGAAUUUUUUCUUCUUCUUUUUUUGAUUGAUUGAUAAAAGUGCGCACUAACACCACCACUGUGUGUGAAAAAGACAAUGAUAUCCCCGGGGAUAAACUUGGUGAUGACUGUGAUCGGAUUUGGUCUGAGUAUUACGUUCAUAGUGUUUGUUUGCACCCGCCUCAUUUGUGCUCGAAUCCAUUUGAAUGCUUCUCGCAGGUUUUUCGCACGUGCUGCUGCUGCUGGAUCUGAUCUCACCACUUUGGAGAGGGGUCUAGAGCCUAUUACGCCGGCCAACUUCCCUAUGAAGAAGUAUAAAGAAUUAUGCUUGCCCUCUAAAGAAAAUGCUUCUCACAGGUGCAGUGUGUGCCUAUCCGACUACCAAGAGGAAGACUCGUUGUACAUCCUCCCGAUCUGCGGCCAUUUCUUCCACGCAACUUGCAUCGGGAUAUGGCUGCAGCAGCAUCCCACUUGUCCGGUUUGCAGAGUUUCGAUCCAGCGCAACAAGUGGUUCAUGCACCCCAUGUUCAGCUCCGCCCUCCGAUCCCAGCACAGUAUGCAAGCUGUGAACGCUCAUUACUGCCGGUGCAUGGGGAACAACAACGAUGGCCGUUCAUCUAGAAGAUCGACGGUGGAUGGGGAGAUUGUCGAUGUUCGUUGUCACUCGGUUAAUCUUGGAGAUAGAAACUCUACUGUCACCGUUGAUUGUCAACGGGUUAGCAAGAACUGUGAGUCGGAUAGGAUAGUAAAGUAGAAUUGAAUUAGUCUUUUUUUUUUUCUCGGACGGGUAAAGAGCAAUGCUCGAAAGUUGGCAUGGGUUUCUUUUUGGGGCUUUCUGUAUAUAUAUGUCAUUGUUGAAAAUUGAAGAAACUAUUGCGACUUAAAAGUGUUCUUGUUUUCUCA